Molecule: messenger RNA, 963 nt
Organism: Closterium sp. Naga37s-1
Lineage: Eukaryota; Viridiplantae; Streptophyta; Zygnematophyceae; Desmidiales; Closteriaceae
Source: the annotation of a GenBank genome assembly
AUGGCCGACAAGAACCAUCCCAACAUUGUGCGACUGCUUGGGUUUGCGGUGGGAGGGGACGUCAGCUUUGGUGUGCUCAUGCUUGUGGUGCUCACUGGACGGUCUUCACUUUUCGAGGAUGCUGGGGAGACCAAGCACAUCGUGGUGUGGGUAUCCGAGUGCCUGUCAUCGGGUGGUUUAGAGAGCCUCAAGCACCCCACCAUGGACGCCCCUGGGGAUGUUGUGAAGCGCUUGGCUGAUCUGGCAGUGAGCUGCACCGUGGAGCGCACUGCAAGCCGCCCAAGCAUGGUGCACAUUGCCACCCAGCUGCAGGCUGUCAGGGAGGAGGUGUUGGGGAAAGAGGAAUCUGGCGCUGCCAUCAAGGUGGAUGCGCAGGUCCAGGAGAUGAAGGAUGCUGUUGCGGGACGUGUAGCGUACAGUGGACAUGUUGUGAUGCGCCUUGCCCUCCCCUUCCCGAUCCCUAACCCACCCCAACCCUUUCAGCUUCAUGGGCCCGCCACUCCAUCCCCACCCUCCCUUUCCAGUUGGGACCGCAACGGGGCUCGGGACUUUGCGUGGUACGUGUCUCUGAUCGACGAGGCAGCGCAGCACAUCGUGAACACGGGGGGAAGCGCGGUCACAUGCGAGGCGUCCAGCACGCUGCUCACAAGCUCAGCGUGCAUAGCGGUGGUGCUGGUUCCUGGUGCUGGUGGCUGGCGCUGGUGCUGGUUCCUGGUGCUGGCGCUGAUGCUGGUGCCUGGUGCUCGCGGCUGGCGCUUGUGCUGGGUCCUGGUGCUGGCGGCUAGCGCUGGUGCUGGUUCCUGGUGCUGGCGGCUGGCGCUGGUGCUGGUUCCUGGUGCUGGCGCUGGUGCUGGUGCUGGUUCCUGGUGCUGGCGGCGGGCGCUGAUGCUGGUUCCUGGUGCUGGCGGCUGGCGCUGGUGCUGGUUCCUGGUGCUGGCGGCUGGUGCUGGUGCUGAUUCCUAG